Messenger RNA from Tribolium madens (black flour beetle), 1994 nucleotides. RefSeq names its product cytochrome P450 9e2-like. The transcript has 6 exons. Gene Ontology annotation, molecular function: monooxygenase activity; iron ion binding; heme binding. Lineage: Eukaryota; Metazoa; Arthropoda; Insecta; Coleoptera; Tenebrionidae. The coding region runs from base 288 to 1850 and encodes 520 amino acids. The record is from RefSeq and is a predicted model, not a curated record.
UGUAGACUAUAAUCCUGAGUGUUUUUUUUAUUACGUGGCAGCUAGAAUUGCAUAUUCAUUUAUUAUAAAAAGUUGAUCGAUAAAACAUCUAAUCAUCACAAAUUCUAUUAUCUAUUUUUGAUGUUUUUCUUCCUCUGGCAGAAAGAUAAACAGAAAUACUUGCAAUGUUUUACACUCUUAAUUUUAUAAUCUUUCUAUUUUGAUUCAACAACUUGUAAUUCGUAAUAAUAGUGAUAACACAUUAUAAGUAAGCAACUCGCGCCUGCAGAGCAUCAGUCUCUAACAAAAUGUUGAUAAUAAUCCUGAGUGUGAUUUUGGGUGCUCUCAUUUAUUACAAGUUAAUAAAACCGGCAAGUUUUUGGGAAGAAAGAAACAUCACCCAUGUGUCAGCAUGGCCUCUCGUAGGAAGUAUGUGGGAUUCUGUGAUUCAAAAGAAAAAUUUUGGUGAAAUAUCUGCUGACAUUUACAAGAAAUAUCCAAAUGACCGAUACGUGGGUUACAUGCAAUUUGGAAAUCCAGCUCUUUGUAUCAGAGAUUUGGAUUUGAUUAAACAAAUAGGAGUGAAAGUUUUUGAUCAUUUCCGCGACCAUCUUUCUAUAGCUGGUUUUACAACAGACCCAUUGUUCAGUAAGAGUCUGUUGGUUUUAGAAGGAGAAGAAUGGAAGCAAAUGAGAGCAACUUUAAGCCCAGUUUUUACCAGCAGUAAAAUGAAAAACAUGUACCAUUUGAUAUACGAGUGUGCUGAAAAUUUUGCCAAGCAUUUUCAAAACAAUAAGCAAGAUGUUAAUGUGAAAGACAUUUUCGCAAAAUUCGCCAACGACGUGAUUGCUACUGCAGCAUUUGGGAUUCAAAUUAAUUCUUUGGGAGAAAGUAAUAACGAAUUUUAUUUGAUGGGAAAAUCACUGACUGCGUUCAAAGGUUUUACACUAAUUAAGUUUUUUUUGGCACAAUUAAUCCCUCAAAUUUGUGAGACUUUUAAAUUAUCCAUUUUUAAUCCAAAGGCCAUAAAUUUUUUUAGAAAUAUUUUUGUUGACAAUAUACACAAACGAGAAAAAGAAGGAAUUAUUCGUCCAGAUUUGAUUCAUCUUCUAAUGGAGGCUCGAAAAGGCAAACUCAAACAUGAUAACAACAAUGAAGGUGGUGAUGGUUUUGCCACAGUUGAAGAAUCCGACAUUGGCAAAAACACCAAACAGAUGGAACUCACAGAGGACUUAAUGGUUGCUCAAGCUAUACUUUUCUUUUUUGCUGGUUUUGAAACUYUUUCAACUGGUGCAAGUUUUCUAUCAUAUGAAUUGGCCAUUAAUCCUGACAUUCAAAAAAAACUGCAAACGGAAAUCGACUUUAUACUUAAGGAAAAUCAAGGGAAAAUUUCAUACAAUGUUAUACAAUCGAUGAAAUAUCUCGACCAAGUCGUGUGUGAAAGUUUAAGACUUUGGCCUCCCGCUGUGCAAACUGAUCGUUUUUGCAACACCGACUUUGUAAUUGAGCCAAUCAAGSCACACGAAAGAAGAUUUACUAUUGAAAAAGGUGUGACAACUAUUAUACCAAUUUAUGGAAUACAUCGGGACCCUCAAUAUUUUCCAAAUCCGGAUAAAUUUGAUCCUGAACGGUUUAGUGACGAAAAUAAAGCAAAAAUUGUGCCAGGYACGUACAUGCCGUUUGGUAUUGGCCCAAGAAAUUGCAUUGGUUCGAGAUUCGCUUUGUUGGAAAUAAAAACUCUAUUCUUCCACUUAUUAUCAAAAUGUGAUAUUGUAACAAACAGCAAAACAGUAAUUCCGCUCAAAAUAAGUCCAAAUAAUGGAAAUAUUACUCCAAAAGAAGGGAUCCACCUUACGUUCAAACCCAGAUAGAUGAUAUGAUCAAAAUGCAUCCCGUGAACUUAUUGUACUCAUUCACCAUCUCUUGAUACAAACUAUAAAUAAGCAACUCGCAGCUAUAGAAAAUCAGUCUACCAAAAUGUUGAUUAUAAUCCUUAGUGUUUUUUUUAUUACGUG